GCCCUUCUCACUCCUGAGCAGAUGAUUGUGCUCACUUCAACACUCCAUGCAGCAUCUUUAAAUGCGAAACACUGAGAUCACCGGACAUCUGACGACCUCACGGGAGUUUCUUCACUUUUAACAGGUGUUUGUAUGGCCACAGGGCCCAGAAGACCAAAAACGACAAAUAUCAUUAAGCCAUGUCCAGUGGGAAAGAUGCACCUGUUACAGAAAAACAAAUGUCCCUUCAGGCCUCUCUUGAAGACUGCAUGGAGGCUCUGGACCUGUUCCUCAACAAUCACUUUAAUGAGAGUUUGGACAAACUGCGACCACGGUCCAAGGAGAGCAUGUAUCACGCUCUGAUCUACGCCACAGUAUUAGAGAUGCAAGCCAUGAUGACGUUUCAGCAUGAUGACAUAGUGCAUGCUGGGAACACCAUGAAGAGCGCUCAGGAGGUGUGCCAGAGGUUCCGUAAGAAGUCUGGCGGUCUGUCGAGCCGGGGAGCAAAUGAUGAUCUAGCAGAAGAGCAGCUUCACGCCGAGGUGUGUUACGCCGAGUGUUUGCUACACAGAGCCGCUCUCACAUUCCUUCAGGAUGAUAACAUGGUGAGUUUUAUAAAAGGAGGAAUCAAAGUUCGGAACAGUUACCUCAUAUACAAGGAGCUUAACGCCAUAGUCCAAUCAGAAACCUCUUCCAAAAGACCAAACCACAAGCAUUUAGAGGGGGGAGUCUCAUUUGGAAUUGGGGCUUUCAACUUGACUUUGUCGCUGUUUCCCGCGAGGAUACUCAAGUUGCUUGAGUUUGCGGGGUUUUCCGGAGAUAAGGAGCUUGGCAUCUCUCAGCUGUACACGGGUGCCACCUCUCACAGCCUGCGCUCCAUGCUGUGUGCUCUACUCCUGCUCUGUUUCUACACCUUCCUCUCCUUUAUUUUAGGUAGUACUGGAGAGGGAGACGUGGAAGACGCAGAGAGACUGCUGGAGCCGUUUCGCCUGCGCUAUCCACGCGGGGCGAUCUUCCUCUUCUUUGCAGGUCGAGCCGAGGAGAUCAAGGGCAACAUUGAUGAGGCGGUGGCGCUGUUCGAGGACGGCUGUAAGGCCCAGCAGGCCUGGAAACAGUUCCACCACAUGUGCUACUGGGAGUUAAUGUGGUGUUUCACCUACAAGAGACACUGGAAGAUGGCUUACUUCUACGCAGACCUGCUCUUCCAAGAGAGUCGAUGGUCUAAGGCUAUGUACAUGUAUAUGAAGGCUGCUUAUCUCAGCAUGCUUCCCGAGACGGACGUUCGGCCAUUCGGUGAUAAUGAGGCGAAUCUCUUUAGACAGGUUUCUACAUACAAACAGAAGAUAGCGGGCAAAUCACCGCCCACAGAGAAGUUCGCUAUCCGCAAAGCUCGGCGGUAUAAAGCCAGUAAUCCAGUCAAACUUCCAGUUCCUGUGCUUGAAAUGAUGUACAUGUGGAACGGUUUCUCCAUGAUCAGUAAACGCCCUGAGCUCACACAGGGCAUGAUGGAAACACUGUUAGAGGCGGAGCGCACCCUAGAGGCAACUCCAGAAAACGAGUUCACGGUGGACGACAGGUGUGUCAUCCUGCUUCUGAAAGGACUGUGUCUGAAGAACCAGGGCCACAUGCAGGCCGCAGAAGAAUGCUUUGACCAGGUUUACAGCAGUGAAAAGAAGCUGAAGUUCGAUCAUUAUCUGGUCCCUAAUGCUCUGCUGGAGAUGAGCCUCCUGUAUGUGAACACGGGGCGGAAAGAUCAAGCCAUCAAACUGCUGCAGAAAGCAAAGAAUAACUACAAAGAAUAUUCAAUGGAGUCUCGUACGCAGUUCAGGGUCCACGCCACCCUGACCAAACUGAAGGCCGAUACAAGCGACCAGGAUGAAAUCACGGUGUUGUGAGG
This is a messenger RNA of Triplophysa rosa, 1876 nucleotides long. Its product is annotated as tetratricopeptide repeat protein 39A. Bases 180 to 1874 code for a protein of 564 amino acids. The record is from RefSeq and is a predicted model, not a curated record. NCBI's taxonomy places the organism in Eukaryota, Metazoa, Chordata, Actinopteri, Cypriniformes, Nemacheilidae. The transcript has 18 exons. Gene Ontology annotation, molecular function: protein binding.